This is a messenger RNA of Mastomys coucha (southern multimammate mouse), 4066 nucleotides long. RefSeq names its product ATPase H+ transporting V0 subunit a1 (gene Atp6v0a1). Gene Ontology annotation, molecular function: ATPase binding; proton-transporting ATPase activity, rotational mechanism. Gene Ontology annotation, cellular component: vacuolar proton-transporting V-type ATPase, V0 domain; plasma membrane; vacuolar proton-transporting V-type ATPase complex. Gene Ontology annotation, biological process: vacuolar acidification; proton transmembrane transport. Lineage: Eukaryota; Metazoa; Chordata; Mammalia; Rodentia; Muridae. The record is from RefSeq and is a predicted model, not a curated record. The transcript is spliced from 22 exons. The coding region runs from base 179 to 2716 and encodes 845 amino acids.
GGCGGUGGCGUGGGGGCGGAGCCUUGCUUGCGUACGCUGGUCGGCGACUCUGCUCAGCCUGAGCCGGGGGCUUUGCUGCGGCGGCUGCGGUCGCGGCGGCGGAGCGGGCGAGAGGUUAAUUCUCAAGCCACAUCAUUUUCUCUCUUGCCUCAGAUCGGAGUGAACUACCAUCGCCACCAUGGGGGAGCUUUUCAGGAGCGAGGAGAUGACGCUGGCCCAGCUAUUUCUACAGUCCGAAGCUGCUUAUUGUUGUGUCAGUGAAUUAGGAGAACUUGGAAAGGUUCAGUUUCGGGAUUUAAAUCCAGAUGUGAAUGUUUUCCAGAGGAAAUUUGUGAAUGAAGUUAGAAGAUGUGAAGAAAUGGACCGAAAACUCCGAUUUGUUGAGAAAGAGAUAAGAAAAGCUAACAUCCCAAUUAUGGACACUGGUGAAAACCCAGAGGUGCCCUUCCCCCGGGACAUGAUCGACUUAGAGGCCAAUUUCGAGAAGAUUGAAAAUGAACUGAAGGAAAUCAACACUAACCAGGAAGCUCUGAAGAGAAACUUCCUGGAACUGACUGAAUUAAAAUUUAUACUUCGAAAAACUCAGCAGUUUUUCGAUGAGGCUGAAUUGCAUCAUCAGCAGAUGGCGGAUCCAGACCUGUUGGAAGAGUCCUCAUCGCUCUUGGAGCCAAACGAGAUGGGAAGAGGCGCGCCUUUACGACUUGGCUUCGUGGCUGGUGUGAUCAACCGGGAGCGGAUCCCAACCUUUGAGCGCAUGCUUUGGCGAGUGUGCAGAGGGAAUGUGUUCCUGAGACAGGCUGAAAUCGAAAACCCGCUGGAGGAUCCUGUGACUGGUGACUACGUGCACAAGUCCGUGUUCAUCAUUUUUUUCCAAGGUGAUCAGCUGAAAAACAGGGUCAAGAAAAUCUGUGAAGGGUUCCGAGCCUCCCUCUAUCCCUGUCCUGAGACUCCACAGGAGAGGAAAGAAAUGGCUUCCGGAGUCAAUACCAGGAUCGACGACCUCCAAAUGGUUCUGAAUCAAACGGAGGACCACCGCCAGAGGGUUCUGCAAGCAGCGGCUAAGAACAUCCGGGUCUGGUUCAUCAAGGUGCGGAAGAUGAAGGCUAUCUACCAUACCCUGAACCUGUGCAAUAUAGACGUGACCCAGAAGUGCCUGAUUGCAGAAGUCUGGUGCCCUGUCACUGACCUGGACUCCAUCCAGUUUGCACUCCGAAGAGGCACGGAACACAGUGGUUCCACUGUCCCCUCCAUUCUGAACAGGAUGCAGACAAACCAGACACCUCCGACAUAUAACAAAACCAACAAGUUCACACAUGGCUUCCAGAACAUAGUAGAUGCUUAUGGGAUCGGCACUUACCGAGAGAUUAACCCAGCUCCAUACACCGUCAUCACCUUCCCCUUUCUGUUUGCUGUGAUGUUCGGGGAUUUUGGGCACGGCAUUCUGAUGACACUGUUUGCGGUGUGGAUGGUGUUGAGGGAGAGCCGGAUCCUCUCCCAGAAGAACGAGAAUGAGAUGUUUAGCAUGGUGUUCAGCGGCCGAUACAUUAUUCUUCUGAUGGGACUGUUCUCCAUCUACACUGGACUCAUCUACAAUGACUGCUUUUCCAAGUCUCUGAAUAUCUUUGGGUCAUCAUGGAGUGUACGGCCAAUGUUCACUCAGGGGAACUGGACGGAGGAGACGCUUCUGGGGAGUUCUGUUCUCCAGUUGAACCCAGCUAUCCCUGGAGUUUUUGGUGGCCCGUACCCAUUUGGCAUUGAUCCGAUUUGGAACAUUGCAACCAACAAGCUGACCUUCCUCAACUCCUUCAAGAUGAAGAUGUCUGUUAUUCUUGGGAUCAUCCACAUGCUGUUUGGAGUCAGCCUGAGCCUUUUCAACCACAUCUAUUUCAAGAAGCCCCUGAACAUCUACUUUGGCUUUAUUCCUGAGAUAAUCUUCAUGUCCUCGUUGUUUGGCUACCUGGUCAUCCUUAUCUUUUACAAGUGGACAGCCUAUGAUGCCCACUCCUCCAGGAAUGCCCCGAGCCUCCUGAUCCACUUCAUCAACAUGUUCCUCUUCUCCUACCCAGAGUCCGGUAACGCAAUGCUGUACUCUGGACAGAAAGGCAUUCAGUGUUUCCUCAUAGUGGUGGCCAUGCUCUGUGUCCCUUGGAUGCUGCUGUUUAAGCCGCUGGUCCUUCGCCAUCAGUACCUGAGGAAGAAGCACUUGGGAACUCUCAACUUUGGUGGGAUCAGGGUGGGCAACGGACCGACAGAGGAGGAUGCUGAAAUUAUUCAGCAUGACCAGCUCUCCACCCAUUCAGAGGACGCAGAAGAGCCUACCGAGGACGAAGUGUUUGACUUUGGUGACACCAUGGUCCACCAGGCCAUCCACACCAUUGAGUACUGCUUGGGCUGCAUCUCCAACACUGCAUCGUACCUGCGGCUCUGGGCCCUCAGCCUGGCCCAUGCACAGCUCUCUGAAGUACUUUGGACCAUGGUGAUCCACAUCGGCCUGCAUGUCCCGAGUUUGGCCGGGGGGCUAGGGCUGUUUUUCAUCUUCGCCGCCUUUGCCACACUGACUGUGGCCAUCCUGCUGAUCAUGGAGGGCCUCUCAGCCUUCCUCCACGCGCUGCGGUUACACUGGGUGGAAUUCCAGAAUAAAUUCUACACUGGGACUGGCUUCAAGUUCCUCCCCUUCUCCUUUGAGCACAUCCGGGAAGGGAAGUUUGAUGAGUGAGGCCCAGGCAGGGCGCAUGCCCAGAGCAGCUCUCCUGCCUGCCUGCCUCCACAGUGAUCAUCUGUGUCUCUCUUGCCUGCUGGCUGUGAUCCCUGGAUCCCUGGGCCUUUGUGUAGUCCUGCAACCCCUGUCCCCCGCUGUGACUCACUUAGGAAGUGCUGGCCUUGCCUGGGUCUCUCUGCCCCCGAGCCUUGUGUGUAACGUACAGACUUUGGAUCGAGAGCUGGAUGACUGUGCCCGAUACCCACUCAUGCCCCUAUGGCACCAGCUUGGCCUCCUGUCCCCCAGACAGACGCUAUUCCACCCUCUGCUGGUGAGCCAACCUGCCCAGCCACAUGGGGGCACAGAGCCCUCAGGAUGCAAAGGGUUCCUCUUCAGUCUGGGAGUUCUUCGUCACACCUUGGAAGAGGGUAAGCUCUUCUCUCGUAGAGUUCCUAUGCUUAUGGAAUAUAGCCCACUCCACUAACAGGGAAGUCAGGAAGAUGCCGCUGUCAUCCUUUGCCCAGCCUCCUCCCGUUAGUAUUCAGGAAAUUUGGCUGGCCCCACCUGGACCAUCCCAAAGGUCCCAGGAUUGCCACCACCCUCCUAAACUUCCUGCCCCAGCCCUAUAGUCACAGCGUAGCAUCCCUGGGAAUGGGAGGGUCUCACUGACUUACAGCACUGGACUUCCGGAUCUUAGAUUCCCUUCCGCCCAGUCUGUACGUGAAUGGGCCUUGCCCAACAUGACACCCCAAGGCAGAAGUUAAAAUUGGCACUCUCCUGGCGCAUCCCUGAGCCCUUCUGCACCCUGAUCAUGAUGUCCUGAGGCUGUGGUCAGUAAGGUUGGUUCUGCCGGCAGGCCUACCUUGAUCUGCCCACUGAGACUCCCUCCCCAACCCCCACACUGACCCCAGGUUUCAGGAGUGGUGUCCUGGGCUAGGAAGGUCAGUGUCAUUGACAAUUUGCUAAUCAGAGGUGACUGUUGGGCUGCCAGUGCGGGCGUGGGAGCACUGCCCAGGCUUGCCAAGCCCUCGCCACCUACCUCAUGUACUGUGGAUCUCAGACCCUUCUAAUCAUGUGCUGACUCGCACAAUUUACUCCCGCCUUCCCUGUGGAGGUAACCCUAAAUCAGCAAGACCCCUCCCCUCCCCAACCCCGGUGCCCUUGAGAGCUGCUCCCACCCUUGCCCAGGCAGGGCUGGCCCAUGGUGACUUUGUUCCGAACCCCUCUGUCCUUUUGUGCCCGGUUUACGUGAUGAUCUUUGCUCUGUUUACAGAGAGGCCUUUGGCAGUGCUCUUUGUGGGGACCUUGCCCAAGGCCUCCUGUCCAGACAUUCUUAUCCGGAAUAAAGUGUGUUUGACUCUCACAAAA